ACGUCUUUUCUUGGUUUCCCAUUGAUCCUCUCUGGUCUUCCUGGAUGUUUGAGGCGGAUCACCGAACUCCUCUAUCACAUAUUCACAGGUGAACUAAUGCCUCUGCGCGCUUUCGGUGAUAUUCGAUAUAAAUGGUCAGUGGACCACUUAAAGCAUGUAGCUCGCUUGCUUGAUCUUCCUCCAAAUUACCCUGUCCAUCCAGCCUUCUACACAACCCCACCCUAUUUGGUAGCCACACCACAAAUACUUUAUCGACAACUACAGCCCGGCCGUGAUGCUUGCUUAAUUUUGGCUACUGAUGGCCUCUGGGAUAUGGUGUCACCUCGUGAGGCUGUGACUGUAGUAGCGCGACACUGGCAUGAUUAUCACGGCGUAAGUGUCUCACUAAUUUUGACUUUUACGUUUCACGAUAUUUGUGCAAACUUAUGUAUACAUAUUCCUUUCUUCCUUAAAUACUAUAAAAAUCACCUUUAA
This is a messenger RNA of Protopolystoma xenopodis, 474 nucleotides long. Lineage: Eukaryota; Metazoa; Platyhelminthes; Monogenea; Polystomatidea; Polystomatidae. The record is from the annotation of a GenBank genome assembly.